AUGGACUUCCCACUUUAUAAGAACUGGGGCCCGGAUCAUGAGCGUUCGUUUGAUAAGUUUUUUCUCCAAGCCAAGAAAGAUUAUGAGUUUUUGCCUGUAGAUCCUUAUUGUCCUCUUAAUAUUCCUGCUAUACAUCGAGGCGUGAAGAUAAAGAUGCAGGAGAGAGUCCGAGGCAAUCGAAAUCAGGUAAAGAAGGAGUGUUAUGAACUGUGGCUGGAGACUCCCCAAGAGAAAAGAGAUGAUCUUUUCAAGACAGAGGUGUUCGAAGGGAUCGAUAAAAGAUGGUGGGACGACCUCUGCAAGUUAUUUUCUUCUAAUAGGAAGCAGGCGGAGGCAAAAAGAAAUAAAGAUAAUCGGGAGUCAAAGAAGCGAGGUCGAGCAACCUAUACGGGUGGCUCGAGGAGUAUGGUUCGGGCAAAAGAGAGAGUGAGAGCUCGCAUCGAAGAAUCGGGUGGCAGUUCAAGUGCAUUAAAGGAGUAUUUAGGUACCCAUGCGACUUUAGUCGAUCCAGGAGCUGAUACAUAUUCAUGUACAUAUCCCGACACCCAAACUCAAGAGUAUUGUGCUCGGGUGAUCGAAAAGGCCAAAUCAUUAGGGGUCGAUCGAGAACCCAAAUCUACUGCAAUGACCACAGUCUUAGAUGAUGUACAUGGAGGGCAUCAUGGUGGUUAUGAGAGAGGUUUGGGUCACGGUGUCACUAGAUUUUAUUUGAAGACUUCCUCCACUCCGACCUUCGCUACUCCUCCUGAUGUGCUUCGUGAGAUGGCGGAGCUUAAGGCCAAGAUGGAACGACUAACCCAGCUUGUUAAUUAUCAUACCGCUCAUCCACCUUCUGCUCAGCCUUCUCCUGGUGCUCAGGGUUCGGCUGGUGCUCAGGGUUCAGCUUCUGCUCAGCCUUCUCCAGAUGCUCAUGGUUCUACUUCUGCUGCUCAGCAUUCUCCUCAGGAUAUUUCAACACAAAAUCAUAUUACAAGUCGACUGGGGGGCUUGAUAAGGGGCUUAACGCAGGAGGAUUACGGCGAGGACGACGUCCGCAAGGCUUUUGUUGAUUUUCUUCAAUUUAGUCAGCAGUGA
This is a messenger RNA of Asparagus officinalis (garden asparagus), 1074 nucleotides long. RefSeq lists its product as uncharacterized. The coding region runs from base 1 to 1074 and encodes 357 amino acids. NCBI's taxonomy places the organism in Eukaryota, Viridiplantae, Streptophyta, Magnoliopsida, Asparagales, Asparagaceae. The transcript has 6 exons. The record is from RefSeq and is a predicted model, not a curated record.